Messenger RNA from Opisthorchis viverrini, 351 nucleotides. RefSeq lists its product as hypothetical. NCBI's taxonomy places the organism in Eukaryota, Metazoa, Platyhelminthes, Trematoda, Opisthorchiida, Opisthorchiidae. The transcript has 2 exons. The record is from RefSeq and is a predicted model, not a curated record. The coding region runs from base 1 to 351 and encodes 116 amino acids.
AUGUAUGUUGGGAUGUGCCAGCAGAAAGGAUGCUCAUUUGAACGGUCCGUUUGUUCCAGAAAGUUCUCGUUAGGUCAGCGAAGAGCGUUUCUUGGGGUUUGUGUUUGUACCACCAGUUUCUCCUCACAAUCACAGAAUUUCUAUAUGACAUUCACCAUCCCACAACCAGAUGUCCUCCUUCCGAAAGUUCUCGUUAGCUGUAGCACCCUUUCGGUGUCUAGCUGCCAUGCCACACGAAGGAGGCACGAGGGCUGGGAUACUGCCAGGUCGCCCAAGUCUAGACAGGGGAAGUCGAGUGGUAAAGGUCGGGUUCGAACCAUAGGCCUUCCGGUCAGUAAAUUGGCGCUCUAA